Messenger RNA from Alternaria alternata, 549 nucleotides. RefSeq lists its product as hypothetical. Bases 1 to 549 code for a protein of 182 amino acids. The record is from RefSeq and is a predicted model, not a curated record. NCBI's taxonomy places the organism in Eukaryota, Fungi, Ascomycota, Dothideomycetes, Pleosporales, Pleosporaceae. The transcript has a single exon.
AUGCUUUCGCCCGCGAUACAUCAACGGCAUGAUUCAUUCUUCUCAUGCUCAUCGCUAAAUACCCCACGGCAUUCGAUCUCGCAGCACCAGGCUGAGCCUCAGCCUUACGCAAACCUACACCAAAAUCUACACAGCCCCAAUAUCUACUCACAGCAUCCGGUCAAUAACGGAAUGUCCCGCUCUGCAUCUCAAUACUCUUCCACAUCUUCCGGUCAGCAGCCACACCCUCACAGCCUACAGCGAUCGUCACGCGGAUCAUUUGGUAGCACUUUGGUCACAAAUGGGUCGGAAAUGUCUCGCUCCAUCUCGAGCACGUCAGCGGGCCAGCGUACGACACUCCAGCCUUACCCGUUACCAUCUCACUCUCAGACCGGCCACUUCCACACUAGGCGGUCAUCUGAGCUUUCGCCAAAUAUGAAUUACGAUCAGUUUUCAACCACUGCGAUAAGUCCUUUUGACUACACAAUCAACGUCACCCCUGGCGAAGGUGUGCUUGGAGAUGAGGACGAAGAUAGAGCUUUUGGUCAGAUUGGUUACGACAACGAGUAA